Messenger RNA from Teleopsis dalmanni, 2555 nucleotides. RefSeq names its product zinc finger protein 483-like. Gene Ontology annotation, cellular component: nucleus. The transcript is spliced from 4 exons. Lineage: Eukaryota; Metazoa; Arthropoda; Insecta; Diptera; Diopsidae. The record is from RefSeq and is a predicted model, not a curated record. The coding region runs from base 430 to 2442 and encodes 670 amino acids. Gene Ontology annotation, molecular function: zinc ion binding.
UAUCAAUAUCUCUUCGCAUUCGUCAUAAUAGUGUGAAUUUUUUAAUUCUUUUGUUUUUGGUUCAAUGACUUUAUGAAAUAUUUGCGGAGCUGCUCUAUAUGCACAUCUGGUGAACAUAAAUUUGGUGCUACUUCAGUUGUAUUUCGUCAUUGAUUUUUAUUAUUUUCACUUUGUAGUCGGCUUUUGCAAUUAUCUACAAAUGAAAUAAAUUUUAAUAACAAUUCACAAUAAAUGCGAAGCAACGAAGCAAAACAAAAUGCAAUAAAUUGAAUAUAACUCGCGCAAAUGUCAAGACUGUGAAUGGCACACAAACAGUUUUACGGCUUAUUUUGCGUUUGUGUUUCACGCUUGUUGUUUAAUAAAAAAGAAUUUCCAUUCUGAACUAAAGUAUAAUAACGACUAAAGUGUAUUAAAAUCCUAACAUACAAGAUGUUAGAAAAUACUUAUCCUAAUUUAGAGAAGUUGUGUAGAUUAUGCUUGAAGGUGAACGGAGCCAUUUACAGCAUACAUCCAACCAAUGAUGCCACAACAAAUAUGUCAAUUCCAAUGCGUAUUAUGGCUUGCACUUCUUUGGAAGUCCAAAGAAAUGAUGAUUUACCAAAAUACAUCUGUGCUGAAUGCCGUUAUCAAUUGGAGAAAUCCUAUUUACUACGAAAACGUUCGCAAGCAACGGACUCCAAGCUGCGAAAACAUCUGCGCUUAAUUAAUUCGGGUAGGAUCAGCCAGUGCUUCAUAAAAACCGACGAUGAUGACGAGGACGAAAUUGAAUUUGAAGAUUCAUUAAAUUUUAUAAAACAAAUUGAUCAUUUAAAAUUAAAAGCUGAAGACGAGAGAAGGGCAAAUUUAGUGGAAAAAGAUGUUGUGAAGAAAUUAUCGCAAUAUAAAAAAGAAAUAUAUGAAACAUGCAAAUCGGAAUUGCGAGACGAGGUAAAGGGUGAAGUUAAGCGGGAAAUAAUUGAUGAAGUUCUUGAUCAACUUAGAUAUGACUUGCGCAAGGAGGUAGAGAAGGAAUUACGUAAAACUCUAUUACCGGAGUGUAAAGCGUUGGUUAAAAACGAAAUUCAACAAGAAUGUAGAGAACAAGAACGUAAGGAACUGCUGGGUGAAUUAGAAGUAUUUAUUAGUAAUAAACGCUUGGGCAAAGACAAUGAACCAAAUACAAACACUGAUUUUGUACCUUAUAAAAGACUUAAUCCAAAGAGAAAUGCUAAAGAGGCAAAUGAUAUUUCGGAAAAAACUAUGGUGAAGGCACGACUUCCCAAGCGUUCAUUUAUUGAACAAAAUGCAGCAAAGUCAAACAAUAAAAUGAAAAUAUUGGAAAAGUUUAAAGUGGAGGAAUCACAUUCAAGCGAUGAUAAAGCAACGCCUUUUUUGAUUAUAACAGAGAAUGAUGACAAAAUGUCAGAUGACGAUGAUUCCGAGUCGAAUUUUUUUAUAUAUGAACCUCAUGAUAGCAACGACGAAGAAAUGUUGGGAGAUAAUGAAAAAAUGUUGGAAAAUAAUUUAGAAACUGAGAAUUUCGAGGAAGUAAAUACUGACAAUAUCAUUGAAGAAAAUUCUUAUGACGAAACUGAAAAUGAAAAUAUUCCGUUGUUAUGCUCUGAGGAUGAUGAUAUCAAUGAAGACGAUGAUAAGGUGGGAGUUUACAAAAUUUUUAAAAUGGAUGAUAUUAUUGAAUUCCAAAACGUAGAUAAUAUUCCAGAUAUCAAGAAUAAAUCAAAUAAAACUUACAAAAAGGCUACAUUAGUCAAUUCUGUUCAAAAAGUUGAAAUUAAAGAAACGAAAACCACAACUUCGGCAAUUAUUCUAAAGACUUUUGAGCAUAACGGUUCUCCAGAUAUACCAAAAACAUUUAAAUGUAAAUCCUGCCCAAUGGCAUUUUCUACUGAAUACGGAUUAAAUAUUCAUAUGAAAACGCAUAGUAAAAUUCUAGAAAAGGGCGUUUCAUACAAAUGCAGUGUUUGUCAUGUUAUUUUCUCAUGCAAAAGUGUUUUGACCCGACAUUUUCGCAUUCAUACCGGUGAUCGUCCACAUAAGUGUGAGAUAUGUGGAAAAUCUUUUGUACAACGUGAAGUUUUGACACGUCAUAUGUAUGUGCAUUCCGGUGAGCGAAAGCAUCAAUGCACACAAUGCGAUCGAUCGUUCAUACAAAAAAUUUGUUUAACUCAACAUAUUAAAAAAGUUCAUUCAGCAGUGCCUCAUAUCCAAUACUACAAUUGUCAUUUGUGUCCAAAACGUUUUAACUAUGCCUCCGGACUAAGUCGGCAUUUGGGCACUCAUUCCGGACUCAUUUUUCAAUGUACACAAUGUGAUCGUAAAUUCUCGGAUCAUUCUUCUGUUAAACGACACGUUCAAACUGUACAUGGAGAGCCGAAACCCUUGAAAGAAGAGACAGAAUCAAUAGAAGUGCAAAUUAAUUGCAAUGAUGAUAUCUUGGACUGAAAUUAAUAAUCGUUAAUAAUUAUAAAUAACUUAUAAAUAUGUAUAUUACGAAAUUAACACGUUUCUCUGAAAUCUGAAUUAUAAUUAUGUAAAUAAAAAUAAAAUAACACAGU